CUAUUAUCUACAUCCUCCAAAAUUGUGAAGAUGUUCAAUCAUUUAUUAGUGAACAUAAGAACAUUCUCUCAGAAAAAGGAGUUAGAAAUAUUGAUGAGAUUCACAAAUGUGAAUUCUCUUCCUGGUUUCACAAACGAGAUUAUAUUGAAGAUGGCAAGGAAAGGAAAAGCACGAGUUAGAAAUGAUUCAAAUUCAGAAACACAAAAUAAUCAAACGCCAAACCAAGUUGAUGAUGAAAAUGUUGAAAUUAAUCUUGACUGUUCAUUGCCAUCAUCUACUCGAGCUUCAAAUGAAAUAUGUUCUUCUUCAGCACCUCCAAAUAAAAGACAUAGAAAAGUUAAUGUGAGAGGAAAGGCUAAAGGUGUCAAGUCAGGAGAAGGAAUUGAAGUUGAGAUAUAUGACAAUAGCACAAAAGUGAUAAGAAUAAAAUUAAUCGAUCACAAUCUCAAAUCAUUCAUACUACUGGCAGAGUUUCGAUGGCCAAGCAUAGGAGUGACAUGGUUAAAGAGACAGGGUCAGAGCUAGGCCCAAUUGAUUGCUUUAAAAAAUUCCACACUAAAAAGGAUGGAGAGAGUUGGGCUACUGAGAAAGCAAAAGAUCUAUGGGAUCAAAUGGAUAAUAUUAGGUCAACUGCGACGUCUGAAGUUUCAAUAGUAAAUGAAUAGGAAAUAUAUCACAAUGUUACAGAAGAGCCUAGUCAUGGUCGUGUUCUUGGAUUAGGUACGGGUAUUCAAGGGAAAAAUGUGUAUGGUAGUAGUUCCUCUCAAACAUGUAGCAAAAGAUGCAAAGAAAUUCAAAAGAUGAAGGAAAGAGAAUGGGAGGACCGUU
Molecule: messenger RNA, 828 nt
Organism: Dioscorea cayenensis subsp. rotundata (Guinea yam)
Lineage: Eukaryota; Viridiplantae; Streptophyta; Magnoliopsida; Dioscoreales; Dioscoreaceae
Exons: 7
Coding region: 31-525 (164 amino acids)
Source: RefSeq, a predicted model, not a curated record